AUGAAGAAAUCUAAAUCCACAUUGAUUUUAACUAAGGAAUCAAUAAAAGCUUAUGAUAAUGUAGACAUUUUAUUCCAAUAAUAUUAAGUACCCAAACAUAGUAGAGUAUUAAAAUUUAAUAACAAUUUGAAAGAAAAGUUUAAUAAAAAAUACAAAAAGACAGAAAAAAAAAUUACAAUUAAUGAAUUUGUAAAGCAAACUAAAUAUAGCGAUGAACCUUAAAUGAAGUUAUUGGAAAAAGUGGAGAAUCCUUAUAAUUUUGCCUCAAAUGUGAAUACAGAAGGGUUUUUAAAGAAAUAUUAUUCAAAUCUAAUUAGGAUUGGAUUAGUAAAGCCUCCUUUGAGAAUAGCUCCUUAAAAUCAGGAGGCGAUUCAAAGAUCAAGAGUAAUUUCAGCAAUGAAAUUAAUUGAGCACACUCAUGAUUAAUUGAAACCAAAAAGAGCAACGAGCGCUGCCUUUGGAAAAGUAGAUCCUUUACUCACAAUCAAUGCUUUAGUUUCUACAAAAGAGAGUGAUAUGAAUGUAAGUGCUCAAAAGCAUUUUGAGAAGAACAAAACUAUGACAACCUUCUAUCCAACACCUAGAACAUAAUCAUAGCCUUAAUUAGGUUAUCACAACAAUGUCACUCCUAGACAUUCAUCUGUAAUGGAAACACCUAAAUGCGAUACUCCAUAAUCGAGAUCAACAAUGGCAAAAUCAACACAGUUGCUUUUUAGACCUUAUUCUGGGUUCAUGGAUCAUACUUCACGUUUGUCCUAAUAAUCAGAAAUCAAUAAAAGAUUAAAGAGGCCGAAUCAUCAUAUAUUUUGA
This is a messenger RNA of Paramecium tetraurelia, 810 nucleotides long. RefSeq lists its product as uncharacterized. Lineage: Eukaryota; Ciliophora; Oligohymenophorea; Peniculida; Parameciidae. The transcript is spliced from 2 exons. The record is from RefSeq and is a predicted model, not a curated record.